Serinus canaria (Common canary) is the source of this 2303-nucleotide messenger RNA. RefSeq names its product F-BAR domain only protein 1-like. Gene Ontology annotation, cellular component: clathrin-coated pit; clathrin-coated vesicle; cytoplasm. NCBI's taxonomy places the organism in Eukaryota, Metazoa, Chordata, Aves, Passeriformes, Fringillidae. Gene Ontology annotation, biological process: clathrin coat assembly; clathrin-dependent endocytosis. The record is from RefSeq and is a predicted model, not a curated record.
GAGCCCGUGCGGAGGGACCGGGCAGCGGGGGGGGGCUCGGAGCGGGUUCGGGGGGGGCCGCAGCGUGCCCUGACCCCCCCCUUGAACCCCUCCAGACCCCCGGCAAGCCGAGGAUGCUCGGGGGGACCCCGCGAACCCCCCAAAAGGCCAGGGGCGCCGGGAGUUGAGCUGCGGGGUCCCCGCGCCGCUGCCCCCCCCUCUCCAAGAUGUCCUAUUUCACCGAGCACUUCUGGGGUGAGAAGAACCACGGCUUUGACGUCCUCUACCACAACAUGAAGCACGGGCAGAUCUCCACCAAGGAGCUGGCUGACUUCGUCCGGGAGAGGGCCGCCAUCGAGGAGAACUACGCCAAGGCCAUGGUGAAGCUGUCGAAGAUGGCCACGAACGGGACCCAGCUGGGGACCUUCGCUCCUCUGUGGGAGGUUUUCCGCAUCUCCUCGGACAAGCUGGCGCUGUGCCACCUGGAGCUGAUGAAGAAGCUGCACGACCUCAUCAAGGAGAUCUCGCGCUACGGCGAGGAGCAAGGCCGGGUGCACAAGAAGUCCAAGGAGGAGGUGGCAGGGACGCUGGAGGCCGUGCAGCUGCUGCACGGGGUGGCCCAGCUGCUGCCCAAGUCCAAGGAGAGCUACCACAGCAAGUGCCAGGAGUACGAGCGGCUGCGCAAGGAGGGCACCAGCCAGAAGGAGAUCGACAAGGCGGAGCUGAAGUCGCGCAAGGCGGGCGAGGCUCUGCGGAGGGCGGUGGACAAAUACAACGCUGCCCGCGCCGACUUCGAGCAGCGCAUGCUGGACUCGGCCAUGCGCUUCCAGGAGGUGGAAGAAGCCCACCUGCGGCACAUGAAGGGGCUCAUCGGCUCCUACUCGCACUCCGUGGAGGACACCCACGUCCAGAUCGGCCAGGUCCACGAGGAGUUCAAGCAGAACGUGGAGAACAUCGGCACCGAGAUGCUGCUGCGGAGGUUCGCCGAGAGCAAGGGCACGGGCAGGGAGCGGCCAGGAGCGUUGGAUUUCGACGAGUACCGGCUGGCUCCAGCGCAGGAAGGACCCAAGAGGAGCCGGAGCAAAGCCUUCCGCAUCCCGGGCCUGAGCCGGAAGGAGCGGGAGCGUGACGCUGUGGAAUCUCCGGAUACCGACCUGGGCGGCCCCGAGGUGGACGAGGACGGGUUCGCCGUGCGCCCGGAGAGCGCCCGCAGCGAGGCGGAGAACCCCGGCUGCUCCUCCAGCGACUCCGACUACGACGAGGACGAGCCCCGCAAGUUUUACGUCCACAUCAAACCGGUGCAGCCGCGGGAGGCGCCCGGCAGCGCCGAGGCCGCCGUGGAGCAGCUCAAGGCCACCGUGGGAAAUCUCAUCCUGGCCCCCGGCGUUGGGGGCACCGUCAGGAGGCAGGCGUCCCGGCACACGGCGUCCCUGACCCCGGCCUGCAGUGACACGGACCCCGAGGGGACACUGGCGGCGGGUGACAGCACGGGGAGGGCUCUGCCGGCGGCGCAGGUGAACAGCGACCCCGGGAAGCCCCCCCAGGACACGCCGCCCUCGGCCGCGCUCUUCGGGCCCCCCCUGGAGUCGGCGUUGGAGGCAGAGGAAUUCCCGGCCCCCCGCUCCUACGUCCUCACCUCGUCCUCUUCGCCCUUCUCCUCCUCGUCCCCGGUAAACGUGGAGGACUCGGGGCUGGACUCGCCCUCGCACACACCGCGCACCGGCCCCUCCCCGGACUCCCGGCCCUGGACCCCGCAGCCGGGCACGCCGCAGAGCCCCGGCCCCAAAGCGGAGCCGCCCCCCGCCAGCACCGCCUGGGCCCCGCGGCCCCGCAGCCCCUCCGGCCGCCUCCCCGAGCCCCCCAACUUCGCCGUUUUCAGCGGCCCCGGCGCCGAGGGGCUCUGGGGGGACGCGGGGGUCGCGCCCCGGGGUCGCAGCCGCUGCCUCAGCGGCCCCGCCCCACGAGAAGCGCCCUCGCCGGACCCCUUUGGGGACCCCCCGGCUUGGGGCAGACCCCGAAGUCCCGGAGGGGAGCAGCCCCCCCUGACGCGUCCUUCCUCCAACUCGGCCUCAUCGUCCUCCUCCUCGCCGGCCCCCCCGAGCGGGGGGGAGUCCUCCAGCCCCUCUCCCUGGGGCUGCCAAGGGCCGGGGACCAGGCUGAGCGAGGGGGACACGGCCGGGACCCCCCCGCCUGCAGUCGGAGCCAGACUCGGUGCCCGCCUGGCCCAGCGCUGCCCCCCGGGACGUUCCUCUCGUGGCCCCCCCGCGCCGCUCCCGCACCAAGCGGCCGCCGGCCGGGCCGGCCGCGGGCGCAACAGCGACCUG